This is a messenger RNA of Cyprinodon variegatus (sheepshead minnow), 5818 nucleotides long. It is a transcript of the gene hcn4, whose product is annotated as hyperpolarization activated cyclic nucleotide gated potassium channel 4. Gene Ontology annotation, molecular function: voltage-gated potassium channel activity. Gene Ontology annotation, cellular component: membrane. Gene Ontology annotation, biological process: transmembrane transport; potassium ion transport. The coding region runs from base 463 to 4755 and encodes 1430 amino acids. NCBI's taxonomy places the organism in Eukaryota, Metazoa, Chordata, Actinopteri, Cyprinodontiformes, Cyprinodontidae. The record is from RefSeq and is a predicted model, not a curated record. The transcript has 8 exons.
AGCGCUCCUUGGAACGCUCUACUGUAUUUUUGCGUGAUUUUUCGCCUUCUUCUAAGCGGCAGCUUGGAAAAAGGAGCAUCCUUCCUUCGUCGUGCAUGACCUUUCCCCCUGUCUCCAUCCCACCUCUUCCAUAUGUCACGCUGAGGUGACUUUCAGGCACUUUUGCGCACAGUGUCGGAGCGCCACAAAGAUGUGCACAGAGGACGCAGCAGGCAGGCGGACCGCCCAGGUCGUGCGUGAGGACAUAUGCGGGCAGUCAGGUAGUCUAUCAGAAUGAGUGUCUCUCGUCUGGUUCAGUGGAGUCGCGGCGUUUCUUGUCAUGUGUAGCGGGAUUUCAGGGAUUCAGAUUAGCUCCAGCCUAAUCACUCUCACUAACAGAUGCGGGGAGCGCGGAUGCUGGCUGCGUUCGUUACAAUACACCCUGGAUUUAUCUAAUUCCCCCCACUGUGUCUCAAUGUCAUAAUGGACAGGUUGCACUCAUCCAUGCGUAAAAGGCUCUACAGUUUGCCACAGCACAUUGGACAGAAAGCAUCCAUAAUGGGCGAAGGAGAAGACGCAGACAAGGACACCCGGAGGAAGAGCAUCAGGAUGAAGCCUCUGCCGUCGCCGACCUCUGGGGUGAGCUGCAAAGGCAUCGGGGAGACCAAAAGUGGAGAGUCUGUGAUCAUGGAGACGGACAUGGGGAGACCACUGAAGACCAGCUCAAAUGGGGACUGCCGGAGAUUUAGAGGCAGCCUAUCGUCCAUCACUAGUCGGCAUGUGCACGACUCAGACUCGGCCGAGGCGAGACGCCUCAUCACCGAAGGGGAUGUAACCCCGAGCGAGGAGAGCCCCCCUGGGGCGAUCGGCGACGAGCAGCCGGAUGAAGGUGCACAGGGUGCCAGCGGCGGCGCCCCGGCCGAGUCUCCGGAACAACAGGCGGGUUUUAUAAAGCUGGAAGGCAUUGAUCAGAUUUUACCGGACGACGCUGGAUUAUAUCAAGCCGGGUUCAUCCACAGGCAGCUGGGAGCGAUGCUCCAGCCUGGGGUCAACAAGUUCUCCCUGAGGAUGUUUGGAAGUGAGAAGGCGGUCGAACGGGAACAGGAGCGCGUCAAAUCGGCCGGAUUCUGGAUAAUUCACCCAUACAGCGAUUUUAGGUUUUACUGGGACUUGACCAUGUUACUGCUGAUGGUCGGCAACCUCAUCAUCAUCCCUGUGGGCAUCACCUUUUUCAAGGACGAGCACACACCCCCCUGGAUCGUUUUCAAUGUCGUCUCAGAUACAUUCUUCCUCAUGGACCUUGUUCUCAACUUCAGGACAGGCAUUGUCAAAGAAGACAACACAGAGAUCAUCCUGGAUCCUCAGGAGAUCAAAAUCAAAUACUUGCGGAGCUGGUUUGUGGUGGAUUUCAUAUCCUCCAUCCCUGUGGACUACAUUUUCCUUAUAGUAGAGACGCGCAUUGACUCAGAUUUCUACAAGACAGCACGAGCUUUGAGGAUUGUACGCUUUACAAAGAUCCUCAGUUUGCUACGACUCCUGCGACUGUCUCGACUCAUUCGUUAUAUCCACCAGUGGGAAGAGAUCUUCCACAUGACCUAUGACCUGGCCAGCGCCAUGGUGAGAAUAGUCAACCUCAUCGGUAUGAUGCUUUUGCUGUGCCACUGGGAUGGCUGCCUGCAGUUCCUGGUGCCCAUGCUGCAGGACUUUCCAGCUGACUGCUGGGUCUCCAAAAAUAAGAUGGUGAAUGACACAUGGGGACAGCAGUACUCCUACGCACUUUUCAAAGCUAUGAGCCACAUGCUAUGCAUUGGGUAUGGCAUGUACCCCCCAGUGGGGAUGACGGACGUCUGGCUGACCAUCCUGAGUAUGAUUGUGGGCGCUACGUGUUACGCCAUGUUUGUGGGGCACGCCACUGCACUCAUCCAGUCUCUGGACUCUUCUCGGCGCCAGUACCAAGAGAAGUACAAACAGGUCGAGCAGUACAUGUCCUUCCACAAGCUUCCUGCAGAUAUGAGACAGAGAAUCCACGACUACUACGAGCACCGCUACCAGGGGAAGAUGUUCGAUGAGGAGAGCAUCCUGGGGGAGCUCAAUGAGCCGCUUCGUGAGGAAAUCAUCAACUUCAACUGUCGAAAGCUGGUGGCCUCGAUGCCACUGUUUGCCAAUGCCGACCCCAAUUUUGUGACUUCCAUGCUUACCAAGUUGAGGUUUGAGGUAUUCCAGCCUGGAGAUUACAUCAUCAGGGAGGGAACUAUUGGCAAGAAGAUGUACUUCAUUCAACAUGGGGUUGUGAGUGUCCUCACCAAAGGCAGCAAAGAGACCAAGCUUUCAGAUGGAUCCUACUUUGGGGAGAUUUGUUUGCUGACACGAGGUAGGAGGACAGCCAGUGUCCGAGCCGAUACAUACUGCCGUUUGUACUCGCUCUCUGUGGACAACUUCAAUGAGGUGCUGGAGGAGUAUCCUAUGAUGAGAAGGGCUUUUGAGACGGUUGCCCUGGACCGACUGGACCGAAUUGGGAAGAAAAACUCUAUUCUUCAACACAAGGUACAACAUGAUCUAAGCUCUGGGGUACUCAACUACCAAGAGAAUGAGAUCAUCCAGCAGAUUGUCCAACAUGACAGGGACAUGGCCCACUGCGCCCACCUUAUGCAGAACGUACCUCCACAGACGCCCCCAUCACCAACGCCUGUCAUCUGGGCCCCUCUCAUCCAGGCUCCCCUCCAGGCUGCUGCUGCCACCACCUCAGUAGCCAUCGCACUGACACACCAUCCUCACCUCCCACCAACCCUUUUCAGACCUCCAGUCUCCGUUCUCAGUUCCCUAAAGGACCCCUCCAGACUAAGAAAGUUCCAACCAUUUGUUUCUUCCUCCACAGCACCUGGGUCUUCUGGUGACUCUCUGUCUAGCACACCCUCUAAGCUACGGUCUGGGAUGGACAUGCCUUUGCUUGCAUCCUUUCGGGCUCAGCAUAUGACAGCUGGUUCUGGGCCAGUUGGUUCAACACGACAAGGUCCAGGCUUAGGAGGUCGACCUAAUGGGGCUGGGUCUCAGUCCAGUGAACGGGGUACCACUGUCUUUCCUUUUGGUCUACAGUCAUCCUCAGGUUCUCCCUCUUCUAGUAUGGCACAACUUCAUCCACAACCACAGUCUCAACAACCGUUUCGAUCCACCACCCCACCCCUUUCAAAUCUCUUUCACCAAACACCUGUAAGUGGAAGCACUGGAUCAGGACUAGGUGGGGGUGCUGCUGGAGCAUGUGAGGGUGCUACCGGAUGGGCUUCAGGAGAUGCAGCUGGAGGUUCUGUGGAAGGAGCCUCUGGUGGAGACACCUUUUGGGCUGGGGAGGACUUCACAACAGGGGUGACAGACAUUACUUCUAGGGGCUACUUCGACUUAAAACAAGCAAAUGACGGAUUAAUACAUGGCAAGUCAGAGGACAUAGUUGGUGGAAAAUCAGAAGGCUUAAUGGGAGCUGCUUGUCUUAGGUUCACAGGCGGAGCCUCUGGUGUAUCAGGUCCAGGUGUCACAUGUGGUUUAAUACAGGACAAAACCAAGAGAACUCUUGGAGAGGCCUCCAGAGGGUCAGCUGAAAGAGCUUCCAGGGGAUCAAUAAGUGGGACUUCACAAGAAUCACCUUUACUUAUAAAUUCAAGGCGAUCAUCAGAAAAGUUUGGUGAGGGAUCAUUGGGAUCUGUUUUUGAUGGGGCCUGUGGGGGAACAUUUGGGGGACUUUCUGUCGAAAUGGCAGUGGGGAAUUCAUCAGCAUUGUUAGGGAGAUCUUCCACUGGUACAGUGACCAGCCAUAUAGGACGAGCCUCAAAUGAGCCAGGAGAAACUGCUACUCUAGGACAAACUGGGAAACGUAUAGGAAGUUUAGUAGGUACUCAGGUGACAGAAUCUACAACUUCAUCUGGUUAUUCUUCAAGUGGAAUUACUGCAGGACUUGGAGGGUCCUCUUUUUGUCAGAGUCCUUUAUCUAGCAGUCCAUCCAACCUUAUGUCUAGUCAGAUUUUCCCAAAUCAAGCACAUCCCAAAACUUUGCAGCAGUUUGCUGGAGGAGGUAGGACUACCAGUGGUAUAAACCUCUUCCAGUCACCCUCACAAGGGUCACCAUCUUGUGUUAGAGGACAGCAAAUUCAACAGCCUGCUGCUGGUUCCCCACCUUCCAUGAGUCACUUUAGCUUAGCAGGCCUUCAGUCUGGUUGUUUGCCUCACCAGAUGUCCCUGGAAAGGUCAGCAUUAGCUUCCUUGGCUCAGUAUGGGUCAGCGAACGCCUCUCCUUGCCUUACCCCAGUUGCACGCAGUCCAACAGUACAAAGUCCCGUGGCAGGCAGGACCUUUCAAUAUAGUGACCCUUCAAGUGUUGCAGGAUCCCACAGUUCUUUGCUCAUGCCUCAAUCUCCUCUCCUUUCACAGCUUCCCAGUCUGCCACAAACAACAGGGAGAGAUUCUCCUCUAACUCAGUUUUCCGAGGACCUGAAAUGUUUAUCAAGCUCACACCCGUCUUUACCCCAGGAUGUGGCCCUCAGCCACCAAACUCCUUGCUCCUCCGUGGAAUUUUACCCCUCUCCAUUUUCCUCACCAACUCUUGUACACAAACCUUGUGGCUCAAUACCAGGGCAUAUGACUCCUCCAAAGCAGGAGUCUCCAGUAAACCUUCACCAGACUCGGUCACCUAGAUCUUCUCCGGCACCUCCUUCACAGAGGGGCUCUGGUGCCUACUUGUCAGAUCUAGAACCUCAAACUGCUAUUUCUAAAUUUCCUUCCAAUUUGUGAGGAUGGAUCACACCCUCCUGUGCUCCCCUGAAAUGAAACACACAACUAUUGGUACUCAUACAGUUCUUUUAUGUUGUCAGACUUCAUUGUGUUCCACCUCUCAUUUUACUAGGAUUUUAAAACUUACUGUGAAUCCAAAAUAUUUUACCAGGGAACUCAGAACUGUAAGGUACUACUUAUUUGUUCAAUACAUUGUUGUUUUUAUUUAUAUAUGCUGUAUAUAGGAAGAAAUAUAUUAAAUUAACAGGUUUUAUUAAGGGACUGGGAGGGUGUGAAAGUGAUCUCCGGACACUCAAUUUAUUUUGCUUUCUAAGACUAUGCCAAAUUUAUCUCAUUCUGUUUUGGAAGGGAAUCAGUGGAAUACAUAAAAUUGUUUUUAUUGCAGGAACCUAUGCACUAAUACUGCAUGUAUUAAGGCUUUUGUGUGUUUUAAGAUAACUAUCAAAAUCGUUUUUUAGCUUAAAAGACAUAAUCUGACACACAUUGACUCUUGUAUCUUUUGAUUUAGGAUCACAUAUUGUUGAUCCUUAAAUGUAUUUAUUAGAUUGUACUUAUUUAUCCUCUGUAUAAAGUUUUCAAAAUCUUGAAAGAUGAAGAUGAGAUUUUAGGAUACCAAAAAGACUUUUACUGUGGAAUAACUGUUCACCUCUCUAGCACCCAACAAUUUCGCUUUUAUACCAUUUUAUUGUAACCGUGCUGGUAUUUGAGGCAAAGGGAGAGGGGUUUGUUGAGUGACCCUCUGUCUCAGUUUCUCUACAUGAGUAUGACAUGGACAAUUUUCUGCAGUCCUCAACCAUAUUCUUACAAGCUCACCUUGUCUUCCAAGCUCUUGACACUUAAGUGUAUUAAGUUUGUAUUGUUUCUCUUCCAGGCCGUUCUUAACUGUUAGCAGUUAAGUGUAGCAGCAAGUGUUAUAACAUUAAAUGCAAGGGAAGAGUUUAGCCAGACAGAUUAAAAUUGAAAUUGCCUUUUCUAAACAAAAACUAGGACUUCCAAAUACCAUUUUGUGUAAUGCAUUACAUAGCCCUCAGAUUAUAAAGAAAUACUUCUUCGUUUGAUAGUA